This is a messenger RNA of Hyphopichia burtonii NRRL Y-1933, 996 nucleotides long. RefSeq names its product putative ribokinase (gene RBK1). The transcript has a single exon. Gene Ontology annotation, molecular function: ribokinase activity. The coding region runs from base 1 to 996 and encodes 331 amino acids. Gene Ontology annotation, biological process: D-ribose metabolic process. The record is from RefSeq and is a predicted model, not a curated record. NCBI's taxonomy places the organism in Eukaryota, Fungi, Ascomycota, Pichiomycetes, Serinales, Debaryomycetaceae.
AUGUCAACUAUUACAGUCAUUGGAUCGUUGAAUUACGACUUGGUCACCUUCACCAAUAAGGUGCCAGCGGGAGGAGAGACUUACCAAGCCAAUAGCUUUGAAAAUCAUCUUGGUGGGAAAGGUCUCAAUGAAGCCUUAGCAGCAGCCAGAUUAUCCAGUGGAGCAACACAUAAGGUUCGUAUGGUUGGUAAUAUUGGGGAUGAUUCAUUUGGGAAAGAGUUGAAGCAAGCAUUGGUUGAUGCCAAGGUUGACACCGAGUAUAUUAAGACCAUUAAGAAUCAGUCAUCGGGGGUAGCAGUUAUUUUAGUUGAAGAAGAAAGUGGUGAAAACCGUAUAUUGAUUACUGCUGGUGCCAAUGGUGACUUGAAACCCACUCAACAAGAGUAUCAAACGUAUUUUUCACAAGUUGACGGGGAUCAGUACGUUAUCUUACAAAAUGAAUACCCCCAUACGAUUGAAUCUAUCAAUUGGAUUCAUGCCAAUCAUCCAAAGAUCAAUAUAUCCUAUAAUCCAUCGCCAUAUAAGCCUGAAUUGAUUACCGAGAAAACCUGGGCUCAGAUUGAUUUAUUGAUUGUCAAUGAAGGUGAAGCACUUGACGUUGCUGCCAAUUUGUUAUCAUCAAAAGAGAGCGAUGAGUUUAAAACCACUAUUGAAAACGAUAAAGUCAAAGGGUUCAGUCAAUUAGCCGGCAAAUUGCAACAGCUUAUCAAUCCAAAAAAUGUUAGCACUGUGGUGAUCACCAUGGGUUCAGCAGGAUCAAUCUAUACCAGUAAAGAAAUUGAACCAACCUUUGCCCCAUCCGUCAAAGUAGAUAAAGUUAUUGAUACUACUGGAGCUGGUGAUACUUUUUUCGGAGGGGUUGUUCUGCAAUUAGCAGCUGGUGAAUCGUUACCAACAGCGAUCAAGUUUGCCACUAUAGCAAGUAGUAUUGUUAUUCAAAAGAAAGGUGCAGCCGAAAGUAUUCCUACCAUUGAAGAUGUAAAGAAGCAUUUAUAG